Molecule: messenger RNA, 558 nt
Organism: Botrytis byssoidea
Lineage: Eukaryota; Fungi; Ascomycota; Leotiomycetes; Helotiales; Sclerotiniaceae
Exons: 1
Coding region: 1-558 (185 amino acids)
Source: RefSeq, a predicted model, not a curated record
AUGGUCAACACAGUAGAGCCUAGUCCUCUAACCAAUAUCUCCCGACACAUCACCGACCAUGACCGUAACGGCAAAGCCAUAAUAUCCUCCUUUCUCUCCUCAGAAUCUACCUGGACCGCCACGAAAGGCGCCAAGUUCUUUCUGGGAUACUGCACAUCGGACUUUCCAGUAGAGAUGAGCUCCAACAAAGACAUAUCCAGCUACACGACUUAUCUAUCGGCUCCACCAGGCCUAAUGGUUCCAGGGGGUACCGUCCUCCGUGUCGUGGAUAUGGAACCUGGGCAUAUCUCACCGAUGCAUAGAACUACGAGCUUGGAUUACGGGGUGGCUAUCGAGGGGGAAGUGGAGUUGGUUCUGGAUGGGGGUGAAAAGAGGAUCUUGAAGAGAGGUGAUAUUUGUGUGCAGAGGGCUACAGCUCACGCUUGGAGAAACUGUAGUGAGACAGAGUGGGCGAGAAUGCUAUAUGUUCUGACAGAGGCAAAACCGGUUAUUGGAGAAGAUGGGAAGGAGUUGAAGGAGGAUUUAGGUACAAUGGAUGGAGUGAGGAAAAGUGGCUAA